Messenger RNA from Phragmites australis (common reed), 2271 nucleotides. RefSeq lists its product as uncharacterized. The record is from RefSeq and is a predicted model, not a curated record. Gene Ontology annotation, molecular function: protein heterodimerization activity. Bases 135 to 2051 code for a protein of 638 amino acids. Lineage: Eukaryota; Viridiplantae; Streptophyta; Magnoliopsida; Poales; Poaceae. The transcript has 6 exons.
GGGGGGUCUUCGCUUCCCUCGCCGUUCGGCAGGUGUCAAGCUUCCGAGCACUCGAGGCCGAAGGCCGAGCCCACGCGACGCUGGCCACUGAGAUCCCGGCACGCUGACGCGGGACGACCCGUCCGUCGUCGCGGAUGGCGGCGGCCGCGGCGCAGCUGCUGGGCGACGACGGGCGCGGGUACGAGCUCGCGCGGCGGCUGGAGGCGUGCGGCGCGUGGCGCGCGUGGCUGGGCGACGACGCCGCGCACGCCGCGCUCGCGCAGCACCUCACGUCGCCCUCCACCUGGGACGCCUUCCUCUACCCCGCCGCCUCCCCCUCGCCGCCCCCGCGCCCGCUCCUCCUCCUCCAGCUCCGCGUCCGCGCGCUCCUCUUUGACAAGGCCUCCGCCGCGCUCCUCGGCCGCGGCGCGGACCCCACCGGCCUCCACUCCGUCAACGCCAACUAUCUUCAGCUCCAUGGAGAUGAUAUUUAUUUCUCUUUAGAAGAUGAGCAGGAAGAUCACACUCAACAUCAAAUGCAUUCUAGAACUGUGUUUAGUCCAAGCAGGGACGGUUCAAUGUUGUCUCAAAGGCAUAAUCGAUAUGACGAAUUACCUGACACGUGGUACAAGCAAUAUGCUGAAAAAUUCAGGACAUGGCAUAGCAAGCUUCGCUCAGGUGACCAAGAAAUACCAAAGAGAACACCGGAGGGAAUGUCUGACUAUCUUAAGGUUUGCAGUGUACAUAAAAGGAAGAGGACCGUAUUUAUGGAUGGUCAGGGUUCCAGCAUAUCUGCCCCCAUGUUGGAAAAUGGCCCUACCCUGCACUCAAAGAAUGCUGGAGAUUUAACAGAUGAAACUUUCAUUCCAGAAAUUAGAUUUCCAGCUGACUGUGUUCCAGAAAGUGCAAUUCCGAGAACAGAUGGGAUAUCUAGGACCAACGAAAUAGAAGUUCAUGGGGUUCUUGAUAAUUUACCAGCACCUGUUAGCCGCAACACUGUAAUGCUCGAAAGGUUUGGUAUGAUGCCUGAGUAUUACAAGACAGGAAACAAAUAUAGAGGAAAAGAUGGAUCUAGAGUAGAAGGGAAAUCUUUAAGUCAAGAGCAAGCAUUGAUUAUGACACGGAAGUUGGUUGCUCGCUACUUAGCGAACUCAGGCUUUGAAAGUGGAACUGCAGUGUCUAUUGAUGUUCUUUCAGAAAUAAUAAUUAAGCACAUAUGUAAGCUAGGACGCAACUUGAAGCUUCUAACUGACAGCUACAGGAAGCAAUUUUCAUCUAUUGAACUCCUCAAGAUGUUCUUACAGACUGUUGGAUACAGUAACAUUGGACCCUUGAUGGAGAUUACAAAGAUGGGGAGUAGAGUGGUCAACCACCCAAUUCAUCACGAUGCACAAGUUCUUCAGUCACAAAAUCAAAAUUCCCUUCUUCAUGCCCAGCAGCUUCCAAGGCAGUUUCCUCCACAAAUGACACUCCAGAACUUGACACCACAACAGCAGCAGCUUCUGCAGCAGCAACAGUGGUUGAGGCGCAACCAAAUGACCAGCCCCCGUGGUCCUCUUAUGAUGGCAGACAAGAACCAGCCUAUGGUGAAUGUGAAGACUGAGAACAACAUGGAUUCUCAAAUUGAUGGCCUGUAUGGAUCUCUUAGUAGACAUCAAUUGCAUCUAAGGCACCAGCAACUGUUGCAGCAGCAGCAGCAACAACUCCAGCAGCAGCAACUCCAGCAGCAGCAGCAACAGCAACAACUUCAGCAGCAACACCUCCAGCAGCAGCAGCAGCAACAACAACUUAAUCAGCAGCAGCAGCAGCUUAAUCAGCAGCAGCAACUUCAACAUCAGCAGCAGCAGCAGCUUAAUCAGCAACAACAACUUCAGCAGCAGCAACUUCAGCAUAUGACCAUGCCAGCAAAUCAGAAUGCUCAACUAGAACAGCAGUUGAAACAAGUCCCAUCAAUGAGUGCAUAUGGCAUGAGAAUGCCGCCUGUGAAAGUAGAAGCCUUCCAUGAAUUAGUGACUGGAGACUCUUCGCUGAAGCACGAUAAUGACCCUAACAAACUCUCUUCUCCAAAGUAGCUCUCUCUUAUAAGUAGGGUACAUGCAUGGCCUGUAUGUAGCUGCAGUGUAAAGGAUAACAUUUGUAAUCUGUUGUUGCUUUCCUUUUUGUCCCACGAACCUCCUCGGUUUGGCCUGUGUAAUUGCAUAUAGCAGCAAGGCAGGCCGUGUAUUGUAGAUGUAAGGUAUUUUGUUGGUUUAUUGCUCUUAUAAAAGUCAAUGCAAAACACAAACUACUAUA